Nematostella vectensis (starlet sea anemone) is the source of this 2570-nucleotide messenger RNA. Its product is annotated as putative sodium-coupled neutral amino acid transporter 7. The transcript is spliced from 8 exons. Lineage: Eukaryota; Metazoa; Cnidaria; Anthozoa; Actiniaria; Edwardsiidae. Gene Ontology annotation, molecular function: amino acid transmembrane transporter activity. The record is from RefSeq and is a predicted model, not a curated record. The coding region runs from base 405 to 1808 and encodes 467 amino acids. Gene Ontology annotation, biological process: amino acid transmembrane transport.
GUGUUCUAUUACUCUAUUACAACAUUUAACAUUCACCGGUCUGGUUCCAAGCAGAAACAUUGAAAUCGUCUAUAAAGAUCGCUCGUAGAAACCCGGAAAAGAAUAGACAAAACACUGAAGCAACUACCUACAGCAUAACUGGUUGAGCAAAUUUUGGAUCCACUUCGGUGAAAGAUAAUCAAGCGACGGAAAAAUUUGUUUUCCCAAGGACGAUUGCAAUUAGAAAAUCGGUGCCUACACAAUUUUUAAAACCGAAUUUAUUUUAUCUGUCGUGUGAUUUUUAGUCACACGAACAAGCUGUUCUUCUAGCGACUUAGUGCCAUUUUUAUGUUUUUUUCUAAAUAUUAUAACAUUUAACUUUUAAUCGCUGGGUUAUAUUACAAAAUACCUCGUGACACUGGACAAUGACUUCAAGCAUCAAUAUGCCAGAAACGUCCGCUCUCCUUGGAGGGCAAAAGAACGGACAAGUCAUCUAUAGUGGCACUAUAAAUCCACCAAGUUCAGAUUCCAGUAUUGGACUUCGUAAAUCAGAGUAUUUAGUGAGAAGAUCGAACGGGAACUUUGAAGAAGCCGAUAGUGGUAUUCCCAUGUUCAGAGCAGUCUUUGUGGUUAUGAAUGCAGCUAUGGGCGCAGGUAUUCUCAACUUCCCACAGGCAUUUGGUAAGGCUGGUGGAAUCACAGCAGCCAUGUCUAUUGAAUUGGUGAUGCUUGUGUUUAUCACUGGAUCCUUUGUGAUAAUGGCAUACUGUGCAAACAUGUGCGGCUCCCGUAACUACCAAGAAAUAGUAAGAGACAUGCUCGGCACCAAAGCAUACCUGAUCAGUGAAGUAUUUGUGCUGCUGUACAUGUUGGGCUCUAGUAUAGCAUAUCUCAUCCUCAUUGCAGACCAGCUGGAACAAGUUGGUAAAGCCCUUGUACCUGGUGACCUCUGGUAUGUCAGUAGGACUUUUCUGCUGUGCACAGUAACAAUUGUCUUCAUUCUACCUCUCUGUAUCCCUAAAACCAUGGGUAUACUUAGUUAUACGAGUACUGCAGGCAGUCUUGGUGUUCUCUAUGUCUGCUUUGUAGCAGCAUACAAGUAUUUCUCUGGCUCAUACAAUCCAUCAAAAAUACAGCCCCAUGUAGAGAAGCCAUGGACAGAUCUCUUUGGCGUUAUUCCCAUCAUAUGCUUUGGCUUUAUGUGUCACGUCCCAGCACUGUCCGUCUACACAGAGCUCAAGCGGCCCAGUGUUCCUCGUUUUGGCAUUGUCUGUACCAUAGCCAUGGUGUUGUGUUGUACAGCAUACUCAGUGACUGCCUGUUUUGGUUUUCUGACGUUUGGGGCUAAAUGCAAAAGUGAUAUCCUUAUGAACUAUAGCUCCAAUGAUGUCAUGGUCAACAUUGCACGGGUUGCCAUAGCAUUGGUUGUCAUAUCAACAUUUGCGUCUGUACACUUCAGUGGAAGGUCGGCAGUCGAGGGUCUAUGGCUGACCGCAUGGCGGAUGACGCUGUACGAAGCAGAGAUAAACGCCCGUAAGAGGCGGGUAGUGCAGACAGUCCUAUGGGUGGGAUUUACAUUGUUGAUAGCCGUGGCUGUUUCGGAUAUUAGUUAUGUUAUCUCCAUCAUAGGUGGACUUGCAGCUUUAUUUAUCCUCUUCUUUCCAGGAGCUUGUCUGUUCAAGGAGAUUAUGCGCCAUCGAUACCUUACUCACUUCCAAUGGGCGUUACUAUUCACGUCAAUCUUUUACAUUGUCAUGGGUGUCUUCUUAUUCGGAGAAUCCGAGGUGUUAGCUAUCACGGAGGACUUGAAACCUAAAAACUUAUAUUAGACCAUGAAAUCACUCCGGGCUUAAUCAAGGCUCUUUCCAGAAAAAAGUUAAGAAGAUCAGAUCUGCAAGAAGCUCCGUAAAAAAUACGGAGAGUGGCAUUUGGUACGUGCUUAAUCACGUAGAACUAAAGAGAAGAUUCCCAAGAAAUUACAGAGAUUGUGGUCUAAGAGUUGGCCUUAGAGAAACUCCAUCGAAAAUUGAUGACAAUAAAUGACGGCGCAACUGUCAAGUCCAUGUACUUUGAACGAAGGGUUUUGAUUAAGUGAGGAGAAAAGUGCCCCCAUAAUGGAUACAAGUGGAACUCCGCGAAAGAAGAUUGUGCACCGUUAGUGAAUGUUCGUCCAUAUACGUUUAUGCUAAGUAAUCACCAAAUGCUGUUUUCUAUUUAUUCUUUUGAGGCUCGCCUUGUUAAAAAGGAAAAUUUCGACCGCAUACGGUAUAGAUUUAUUAGUAUUCAGUGAUUAUUCAGUGACUUCGAUGGAUAAGGUACUAUUACCAGUACCUAUAUUAUUAAAAUCAAAUAUUUUCAAUUUCUGUUUUUUAGAUGAUUUAAGGGUGUUAAAAAGACUGGGUUGGACUUAGGUUGUAUGACUUUUUAUUAACAACCCGAAUAUAUUAGAUAUUCACAUUUUUUAAAGAAAAUUUAUUUUGUAAAAGGUAAAAAAACAAUGUUAUCAGUGCAGUUUUAUAAAACGAUGUUAAAGCUGUAAUAUUGAGAUGGGGUAAUGAAAAUAGUAAAAAAAAAGAAUCUAUAGAAAUGUU